Penicillium argentinense is the source of this 1062-nucleotide messenger RNA. RefSeq names its product homoserine kinase. The record is from RefSeq and is a predicted model, not a curated record. The transcript is spliced from 3 exons. The coding region runs from base 1 to 1062 and encodes 353 amino acids. Gene Ontology annotation, molecular function: ATP binding; homoserine kinase activity. Gene Ontology annotation, biological process: L-threonine metabolic process. NCBI's taxonomy places the organism in Eukaryota, Fungi, Ascomycota, Eurotiomycetes, Eurotiales, Aspergillaceae.
AUGUUCUUCGUCAUUCGAGUCCCUUGCUCAUCCGCCAACAUCGGCCCCGGCUUCGAUGUCAUCGGCCUGGCCCUCUCCCUCCACCUCGAGCUGCACGUCUCCGUCGAUACGAGCAAGUCGACCUCCGAACUGCCCUUGAACUGCGCGAUCACCUACGACGACCAGAGCAACAGCGUCGAGAAGAUCCCCCUCGACCCCGAAGUUAAUCUGAUCACCCGUGUCGCCCUCUAUGUCCUGCGAUGCCACAACCAGCGCGCCUUCCCCGUUGAGACCAAGGUCCACAUUGUCAACCCCAUUCCGCUGAGUCGCGGCUUGGGAUCGUCGGGCACUGCGGUCGUCGCCGGUGUCAUGCUGGGCAAUGAAGUUGGCAAGCUAGGCUUGACCAAGGAGCGUCUGCUGGACUACUGCUUGAUGAUUGAACGGCACCCGGAUAACGUGGCCGCCUCGCUAUUCGGCGGAUUUGUGGGUACCUAUCUCAACGAGCUGAAGCCCGAGGAUGUUGCCCGGAAAGAGAUCCCUCUCAGUGAGGUCUUGCCCGCUCCCGCGGGUGGCGUCGAUACCGGCAUGAAGCCGCCAGAGCCCCCUCUGGGAAUUGGUCAUUAUAGAAAGUUUGAUUGGGCCCCUGAGAUCAAGGCCAUUGCCAUCAUCCCGGACUUUGUUGUGCCCACCGCCGACGCCCGCAACGUCCUGCCUCAAACGUACACCCGAGCCGAUGUGGUCUUCAACCUCCAACGCGCGGCCCUGCUCCCCGCGGCAUUGGGGACUUCUCCGCCGGACCCUGAAAUGAUCUUCUUGGCCAUGCAGGAUAAAGUCCACCAACCAUACCGUAAAGGUCUCAUUCCCGGUCUGCCGGAUAUCCUUCAGUCCAUGACUCCGGCCACCCAGCCCGGUCUUCUGGGCAUCUGUCUGUCUGGCGCCGGACCAACCAUUCUGGCUCUGGCAACGGACCGCUUCACCGAGAUCGCAGACCGCAUCAUCGCACGGUUCGCCGCUGAUAAUAUCAGCUGCCAAUGGAAGUUACUGGAGCCCGCGCAGGCGGGUACGACAGUCAGCCCUAACUAA